Phytomonas sp. EM1 is the source of this 6309-nucleotide messenger RNA. The record is from the annotation of a GenBank genome assembly. NCBI's taxonomy places the organism in Eukaryota, Euglenozoa, Kinetoplastea, Trypanosomatida, Trypanosomatidae.
AUGAAUCAGAUAUGUCUAGACUCUGGGGGGCAGAUUCAAUCUAUUGUGAUGAAUACAAACUUUCCCAUGAUUCUUUGCGAAGGGCUUGAGGAUCUCUGCAACUCCCUGUUGAUCGGGCAAGAGGCUUAUUUACGAAAUUUUAAAUCCGAGGCUGUUAUCCCUGUGCUCAUGAGCAUCAUAGAGAGAAACUUAUUGGAAGUGAUCUUUGGGGAUGUUCUUGUAAUGGCUUUUCGUGUACUUUCGUUAGUAUUAGAAUUUGUGCCUUCCUCCUACAAUAUGGACGAGGAGCAUCACAUCUCUCUUUUAAAGCUCGCUUCCCAGUCGCUGCGCAGAACUUUAAGUCUUGAGUUGUCCUUUAUUAACUACAGCUCCGACGUUCUUAUUGAAGAAUGUUUGCGCGUGAUUCGCUUUGUUGGAAAGGACGAUCGGACUGGGAUGAGUUUAUCGGUCAUCUAUGUUGAGGAUCUUCUUCAUUUAUGCUAUAAUGAGCACGUCCUGGUCGCGCGGCAGGGGUUGGAGACAUUUCUAACGUUGUGUUCUAAGGUAGUGUUGCCAUCGGAGAUCAAACGAUCUUGGGAUUCCGGCGUAUUGGGGCUUUUUCGAUCUGAGUGGCAGAGUAAAUCUGCGCGGCAAAGGUUUCAGAGAACGGAACCCCCCCGUUGUAAACACUUGAUUGUGGUAAAUGUGGAGAAUAUUAUUGGGCCGUCUUUGUUGGGAUUAAUUGAGAAAUUUUGUGGCCUCGACUUCAUCCCUGAAGUGUGGAGUUUAUUCGAGCUUGCAGUCCAAUGUUUGGGAACGCUCAUCGAGCGCGCUUUGCUUUGCUACAGACCGAGCACUGCGAGGGCGAUAAGCUACGAUACCCUCCCCGCGCUCAUCUUCAAGGUGAUUUCUAAAAUCAAUCUAAAUACAGUACUCACGACAAACUCGCGCAACGAACGAAUAUUGUUGUGUGAGACCUUUCUGUCUAUUCUAGCAAGCAGCAAUCGUAAGCUUAUAGCGGAAAAUUUACUUGAGCCCAAUAGCAAGGACUUCUUUCGUUCCCUUUUCGAGCACACUGAAGUUAGCAUCACCACCUCUCUGGAGGAUCCUUUCACUAGAGUGAACGAGAGUGGAGCUCACAAAACCCAGUUUCGUGAUAAAGAUAAUAUCAUCACUAUAUCCGCCAUCCAUCUUUUUAUUUCCGCACUCCCUCAAGUUCCGUUAGAAGCCUUUGGGAGGAGACCGAAGUUCCCCUUGCCGGUGCACCAUUGGAUGUGGGAGGAUGAGAUGAGACAUUCGAAUCAGAUCAAUGAAACACAUUGUAUGUGCUUGGAGAUAGACUAUUUCAAACUCUCCCACGAGGCACUUAUCACUGCCCACGCAAAGGUGCUUCCCGCGGAUUUGCAUCAGAUGACGCUUUUUCGCGGGUCUGAAGACAACUACCGCAACAUCUUUCGCUGCUUUACGCCAUUUGUGUACCGUUACGUGGAUGAGAAAUCUUUACGACCUGUGUUGGAGGCGGUAAAGGAGGCGGGUCCGCAGCCAAUGCAAGUACCUCGAAAAACUGCCUUAGAUUUUCUUGACUGCUCAAAAGGUAGCAAUGAUUACGCUUUGAAUCGUAAACGAGCGAAUAUCUUGAAAAUUAAUGGUGAGUUUGACAAACACAACGUGAGCUUAGAUCAGUUUGAUGGCAAUAACUUAACCCAGAAUUUAAUAAACAAAGAGGGCGUUCCGAAAGUCAGUUCCAAUACGAUUCCGGAGCAGUAUUUGAUUCCUUUUUGUAAGUACGCCAGCCAGGCACCCGGGCAAAUGGCAAAAGAGCUUGCAAUAUGGGCUUGUGCUGCAGUACUGCAGAUGUGCCUUCUCGCUGAAUCCACUCAACCUCCGAUGGAGAAGCUUUUAGAUACCGCCAUGCUGCCCUUGUGCGAAAUGUUUCAAAAGCUACUGAAAAAUGUUGGCAAAUCCACCAUGGCGUUGGUGUUGUCUAUGAUUGAGUGGCUUUUCUAUCGUGAUACUACCGACCCUUUAAGUUUUUGCAGGGCUUGUGUAAGAAGCGGGCUUUUAGAACUGCUGACAACUUUUUGUUCUAAAACUUAUGCCGUUGGUACUUUCCAGAAGCAGUUUUUUAAGAAGUCCUUAGAAAAAAGGAGUGAUAAACUGCGCUCAGAGAUAGUGAUGAGGUUAGAAAAAAAAUCGUCUUUCUGCGGGAGUCCUAAGCUCUUUGAAAAGACUCCUGGAAAUGAACACGUUUUGGAAAUGUCUGACGCUGUGAUCUUACAGCGUGCGCUCAAUACAAUCAAGGAAAUCACAAUUUCUACAUCAAAUGACUCUGAUCUCACCAGUAAACCAAUGAACCUGGGCGCGGAUUGCGAACCUUUACCUAUAUUUGAACGGAAGGUGCUUCACAACUUCUUUGUCGCUCUUAAGGACUCUUCAACCUUGACUUCAUAUGAGCUCCAGAGUCUAAAUUUUGCUUCUGUUAUUUUGCGGUACCUUUUGAACGGUAAGACGAUGGAAGAUCUCUUUGGAGGGGAGUUUGUUUAUCUUUCUGGUGCAUCAGGAUCGACCCUUUCGCCUACAUUUACCGAUAGCGCACCCGGGUUAUCUUCGAUCUUGAAUAAACAACAGCUUCAGUGGAUAGAUAUGUUGAAUCGUGAUACUUAUAUCGCGCGGCUGCUCGACCUCCACAGCCAUCAGCCGCGUGUUCGAUAUUUUUUAGAAUGCGCACGCCAAAUACCUGAGGCUUCAGAACUUCUUAUUCGUUUUCUCAUUGAAUCCUUGAGUCUCAAUAACGAGCUUCCACUUAUUGAAUCUAUUGCUUUUCCCGGCAGUGUCAAGCCUAUAACGCCCGCUUCCGCAUUGGACGCUCUAAGCAACAUCUCGCCGUGCGUAGCACUGUGCUCGAAGGCUAGCAGAGUGGGCCCGCGCACGUCUGUUAAGGAGCCAACCCCACAAGUAAAGCGAAAGAGUUCGCUCCUUAACGAAAAUCAUGCUUCUAAAUCCGACGUUUAUCCCCUUAGGCAGCAGGAAAGCACUACCAGAGUUGAGUCCACGAAUAGUUUGCAUAGCCUUCACCUCGAUGCUGCGGAUACCGCUCAUAGACGGCCAAGUAGACUGUCUGAGGUGGUAAUAGCGCCAAAUGAUCUCUCCUGGGGUAUCAAGGCAUUUACUGCUGGACCUCAACGCAUCACGAAUAAUUCAUAUAUUCGCUCCUCUCCCGAACGCAAAUGCAGCUGCCACACGCAACGAGGACCUAUUUUAGACAUUUUCAGUGAUUCGCAUCAUUACAUCACUCAUGAAUCACUAAAAAAGCGGCAGGUUUCGUCCUUAGAACGUUUGCACAAGGAUCGCAUACACCUCUUUGCGUCUGUGGGCGAUAUCGAGCGUUUCUUUCGCAUCGGGACGGCCUCAUCAAAAGGUACGCAAACCGCACCAGGUCCUGCGACUGCAUUUAACAUGGAUAAACUACUUGCGCGCACAGAGUCCUUUUUGGAAAGCCAAUUAGCUUUCCCGAGCGCGGCAGGAAAGGGUGUCGUGGAAGUGGUAAAGUUGUUGAGGUCGAACCCUCCCCUUCUGCAAAGCGAGUUGGAAAAGUUGGUCUUGUCGCUUCAAACGCGGCGAAGCUCGUGCGUCUGGACCCCUUUGGAGCCGCCUGGAAAGGCUCGUGGGGAGUCGGUCGAGGUUAUCUCGCCGCGUUUAUCCGACGAGCAGGCCGCCCUCACCGUGCCGCUGUUGCUCCAAGCGAUCGAGGAGCGCUAUGUGCUGUACCGUCCGUUCACCUGCGGGCCAUGCCCCUUGCAGUCCACCUUCCUCAGCCACCUUUACCACCAGUGCGUGGUGACGGGGGACCAUGCGGCGCUCGGGCAGCUCGAGGCCGGGCUGCUCGCCGUGGACGACACGCGGAAGGGCUCGGAGGUGCGGGGAAACCCGCCGCGACCCGCCGCAAGCACUGCGACGGGCGGGCUGAUCUCGCCGCGGCAGGUCGUCGUUUUUCACCACUUUGAAACGGACCUCGAUGAGCGGUGUGCCUGUGGGGCCUAUAGCCGGGUGGAUUUUGCAUCGGUGGAGGUAGGGGUGGGGGUGGCGACGACGACGCUGCCGAAGCUCGCGCGCUCCGCGGAUGCGCUUUUGUUGGUGUAUCUACACCACUGCUUCCGCACGUUUGACGGCACCGAAGAUGUGAACGCCGCGAAGGCGCUUUGGUUGCGGUUGAAACGCGGCAACGCUUUUGUGAGCUCUGUCAUAACCGCUGCCGCGAUCAACUCUCUCCGGACAUCCGCGCUGCGGGUAAGUGUGCUUCCCCCACAGUACGCCUUACCACGGUGGUUGAACUUCGUCUUCAAUCACGCCUACUUCUUGCUUCCGAAGCAGGUGCGUCAUCACGCGGCGCGGUUCCUUGCGUACGGCGCGCGUCGUUUUCUCGUGAAUCAUAUGCAAACAUCUCGUUACAACCGCUUCACUCGCUGCGGAACUUUACUCCCCGGGGAGUGGACGAGGGCGUCGAAUCACAAAUUCACCGUGGAUCGCUCUCGCCUCCUGCAGGACGCGUACACGGUGCUUUGCAAGUCCUCCGACCUACGGCUACCCAUCUCACUAGAGUUUAUCGGCGAUCUUGGUGUUGGGCAGGGGCCUACCGCGCAGUUUUACAGCUUGCUUGCGAAGGAACUCUGCAAAGAGAGGCUGCGGCUUUGGCGCAAUACGGGGUUGUCAGUGGAGGAUUUGGAGCAGACGAAAGAUGCCACACGUUCGAAACCACUGGGAAAGCCAUCAUACGCAUCGAAAAAUUCAACUGUAGAGGUCAAAGUUACCCGAUUUCCCACACCAAAAAAAUCACGUUGCCCUCGAAGGAUCGCAAAAGCUGCUUACGAACAUUUGGAACGAACUCCUAGUAACGAGGUACUUAUUAUCCCCCCGCCUGAGGGACUAUUUCCUUCGUCUAGCUGCUUUGAACCCGUCCUUUCACAAUCAUCUAACGUGUCUUUUUCGUGGAAACCCUCGCCGUUGUUGAAGGCGGCUCCCCAAAAACAUCUGAAACGACGAUCCAAUUCAGCAUCUUACCUCCACAAAGGCUCCGUGGGAAGGCUAAAAGACUCAUCUCCAGAAGGGGAUAUUUCUUUUGCAUCUCACGACCGAACUGUCUUUAGCGACCCGCGGGCGGUGCUAUACGAUUAUGUGCAGCAUCAGCGAGACCAGGCGAAAGCGUUUUACGUCGUCGGCGCCGUCCUGGGAAGGGUUUUUGUGGACGACCAAGUCUUUCCGCUGAGUUUAUCGCCUGCGCUUUCGAUAUUUGCUCGUCGGGGGUUGAUGCCAUUUAGCCUGACGUUGAAAUCAGGGUUUGAUCUGGAUAUGAGCUCGGAAACCCCCUUUGAUCUACUGGAGCUCCCCUCUAGCACGGUGGGGUUGGUUGACCAAGCAGUUUCCAGAACAUUACAAAUGCUAGAUAAAAUGGAUAACUCGACGCUGAAAUCGCUGGAAAUCUUCUUCACCCUUCCGGGGGACGAUUCUUUUGAGCUCAUUCCUGGUGGAUCGAAGCUGAAGGUGACCAAGCGGAAUUUACAACGCUAUAAGCGCCGCGUGACGAGCGCUAUGAUUUACGAGUCUGUCCAGCUGCCCUUGAGGCUUUUCACGAGGGGUUUCGCCGACGUUGUUCCUCCCACUGCGUUUAGUAUGCUGGAUGAGGAGGAGCUGAUGGCUCUACUUUGCGGAGCUGACAAGCACCCCAACGAGCCGCUAUGGAGUGAGGAGGAGAUUAGCUCCGUAUUGGUGGGCGAUCACGGCUACAGGAGCAACUCCCCGCAGCUUAAGAUGCUUGCUCACAUCCUGAGCGCCCGUUUCACUCCGGAACAGCAGCGCGCGUUUUUGCAAUUUUGCACCGGCUGCCCGUCUCUUCCGCUCGGGGGGGUGUCUGCACUUGGCGUGAUCACCGUCGUGAAAAGCUCGACCGCCUUCUCAAACAUGGAGAAUUUGGAGGGGUUGCAGGAUAUAUCGGUGUUGUUUAAUAACGCCCCGGAUAAUUCUCUCGAUCCGACGACUCCACAAGGAGGGGAUGGUGCGAAAUUAGCCUUCAAAGGGAAAAUAUCCGAGGAUGCGGGCCGGAAAGCCUCUCUCAUGGCGUCGAACACGGUUUCACUUCGUGCGUUAGAGUUCACAACUGGGGAGAACGGAAACAGUCCAGAAAUGGAAUCCCACCGCGAGGAGGAAUGGCCACUCCCCUCCGUGAACACGUGCUUCCGCUACCUAAAGUUGCCACCUUAUCCAACCGAAGAGCUCAUGUUUAAAAAACUUCAACUAAGCAUCUCCUAUAGUGGCGACACCUUUGAGCUUUCUUAA